Messenger RNA from Dromaius novaehollandiae (emu), 5226 nucleotides. RefSeq names its product ORMDL sphingolipid biosynthesis regulator 3 (gene ORMDL3). The transcript is spliced from 4 exons. Bases 165 to 626 code for a protein of 153 amino acids. NCBI's taxonomy places the organism in Eukaryota, Metazoa, Chordata, Aves, Casuariiformes, Dromaiidae. The record is from RefSeq and is a predicted model, not a curated record. Gene Ontology annotation, biological process: intracellular sphingolipid homeostasis; sphingolipid biosynthetic process; ceramide metabolic process. Gene Ontology annotation, cellular component: endoplasmic reticulum membrane.
CCGGCGUGCCGCGGCGGCGGGGCGGGCCGGGCCGGGCCGUGGUGCCAGCCGGGAGCGCAGCCGGGGCGGCGGGGUGCGCGCCGGAGAGCCCGGCCCGCCGAGCCCAACCGCGCCGAGCCCAGCCUGCAGCGUUUCAGGGGUGCCUGAUUAACCUAAAAGCCAACAUGAACGUGGGAACAGCGCACAGUGAGGUAAACCCCAACACCCGUGUCAUGAACAGCCGGGGCAUCUGGUUGUCCUACGUCCUGGGAAUUGGACUGCUGCACGUCGUACUCCUGAGCAUCCCCUUCUUCAGCGUUCCUGUGGUUUGGACUCUUACGAACAUCAUUCACAACAUGAGCAUGUACAUCUUCCUGCACACGGUGAAAGGGACGCCCUUCGAGACGCCCGACCAGGGGAAGGCGCGGCUGCUCACGCACUGGGAGCAGAUGGACUACGGCGUGCAGUUCACAGCGUCGCGCAAGUUCCUGACCAUCAUGCCCAUCGUACUGUAUUUUCUAACCAGCUUUUACACAAAGUAUGACCGGAUACACUUCAUAAUCAACACCAUCUCCCUUAUGAGUGUCCUGAUCCCCAAACUGCCCCAGUUUCAUGGAGUCCGGAUCUUUGGGAUCAACAAGUACUGAACUGCUUGGAUGGAGUGAAUUGAAGAGGAGCAGGGAAGAGGGGGAAAUUCCUUCUCUUUAGUCCUGUUCCUUCACCCUCAUGCACACUGGGAUAUAGUUUCACGGCGGCUAUUUAAAUGCAGUAUCCAAUAGACGUAUACCGCAUGCUGGAUCCUCAUGCCCAAUAAAUCUAAACAAGCUCCAGAGUAGAGUUUAGUGCGGAGCAGGAUACAUGAUGCUGGAUUUCUCUUAUUCCAGUGUCAUUAAGUAGAUGCAGAUACACUGAGACUUCAAGGUACAAAGAGGAUGAAUCCUGGGGAGGUUUUCAUCUAUCCCAGACAUAGAAUGAAAAGCAUGGGGACGAGGGGGAAAAGCUUCUAGUGCUGGUACUAUUACUGUGGUAAAUGCACUUUAAAAUAUAUUUCCCUUUCUGAAGCUAGGUGCUUUAAAUGAUAUUUGGGAACAUUCAAAGGGAUGCAGCCAGACUUUCCCAAUACUUGAUUGUUUUAGGGUAUGGGUUUCAUAUUGGACGAGGAGUGGGGGAGAAGAGAAUGACAGAUUUUUAUUUUUAAAUCCUUUAUCCCGCUGAGAAAGGAAAUUCUUUUACUGGAAAGAAUACAGGAAGGAGUGACCUGCAAUUUGACAGAGCUUUCAGCUCUCUAUGGUACCAUUCAGGUGGUUCAGGGGAAAAGUCCUAAUCAAAUCCCAAAUCAUGCUAGUUAUUUUCAGCUCAUACCAGAAUCCAAGUAACUUUGCUCCCCACCCCAAACAACCCAUUUUAAAGCACACACUGAGCACUCAGGCAGUGCUCAGUAGAGCAUCUGGAUCAAGAGUCAGGGUGCAAGUUAUUUUAAUGAUUGACUAGAAAUGUCACUGAGCUAUUUGGUACAUGGGGGUCGUAUGAGGAUGCAAGAAAGUGAAGACUGACAGGUACAGGCCAAAUGAGACAGACGGCUGCUGGAUACAGGCAGUUAGUGGCUGUGACUAGAAUUUUUCUCCUCCAACCAGCAACUCGGUCUCCCAAGUCUGUGUACAUUCUGCUGACAUCUGCCUGUUCUCCAGUUAGCUGUGGACUUAACUCUGCAUCUCACUUCACACCAGGAAAAGUGUUUGAUUUCUGACUUAGCCUGGAAGUCUGUCCCUCACCUCUAUGUAGUGUCUUGCCCAAAUACUGCAGCAGCAUCCCCUGGCCCUCGAAUGACCUUGGAAACUGAGUAAGGGAGCUGUAAGACAGCUGUACUAACAAGCAGCACCAGCAGCAGACAGCUAACCGAAUUGACCAACAGAAGGAUGUAAUGGGUCACUGAAGAUAACUGAUGAUUUAGUAUAGAAACAGGAUUGAGCUUUUUCCCCAUAAAAUUAUCCACCUAAAUAAAAUAGGUUUGCAGGUUUAGAUCUCCUAGUUGAGGGGUCUUUCUGCUGUUCACAAAGCAGUAGGUUUUUAUUUUGGGUUGUGUGCUGGUUGAAAUGUGUUUUUCCUCAUGCUUCCCCUGAAAGCCUGUAUUUUUGUUGUCUUAGUGCUUAUAUUAUCUCACAUUUUUGACAACAAUAUAAACAUUUUAAAUAUGGUAUUUUUGUUCCUGCAUUAGCCAAGUAUAGCCUUAGAGGUCAGUGGGUAAUAGAGUGGAUAUUGAUGACUUCUGUUUGAUGGUCUCAGCAUAGGACAGAGAUAGAAGAACCUCAAGUUUGCAUAAGCGGUCUAGUAAUACUCCAUGCAUAAUUUUGGGCAAGCUGUUUUAUUUCUCUGUCUCAGAUUUACUAUCAGACUGCUGCGGAGAAAGGGGAAAAAACAUUUAAUGUAUCUCAGAGGGCUGUGGUAAUGCCUAGAGAAGCAUUAUCUAAUGUGUUUGAAAUGGAAAUAUUCUAAGUGAAAAGGAAGCUCUUGAGAAGAUAGACAGAAAAGAGUCUGGCUUGAUACUUGAGUGCUGUUCUCCAGCAACAGAGUUUGACAGAUGUCUAAUUUAUUUGAUUUUUCUUUUGUUUUUUUCUUAAAACUUUUAACCACCAUGACAUAGAGAUUGCUGCUUUAGCUGAGGUACUAUAUACCCUAAAGCUAAUAUACUCUUUAAGCUACUAGACAAUGACUUUUGAAAUAAAAUAGUUUUCAAAUUAGAGCUAGUUCUUCAAUCAGCUGAGUAUCUUUGAUACUGUUGAUUUCUCAGUCAUUUUAAUGUCUUGAAUGCCUGCAGAAGGACUGCUACCCUCACAUUUGUAGGGCCUGCUCUUAACAGGAUGUAGACUGUAUGGUGCUUAACAAACCUGAAUGUCUGACGGCACGCGGAAUGCGCAUGCUAUUGGCGAGUCUCCUCCAGAGGAAAGAGCACAGUUUAGUUAUUUAGGUAGAAUGUGAGGGGGCAAAAAACAUCCACUUAUCUGCAACAAAUACAGUUGAUUUACCAAGGAUGCUUUUGCUUAAAAACAUUAUUCCAAUAGACAAAUGUAUUGACUAUUUCUGUAAGUACAUGCACAUUACACAGAAUCAGAGCAAUUUUGACAUCUUUAGCAGAAAUAUAAACAGAAGUUAGGGGUCAGAUUUUCGUAAUGAAAUACAGCUUCAUUGAAGGCCUUGAUGUUACAGCAGCUGCCGAUCUGAACAUACAUUAUUUGUACUCUUAACUGACACUAUGGACAUUUGAUUCCAUUUUGUUGAAUUAAAGAUUAACUGCCAAACAAUACAGAAUAAAAUGGCAUUACAAGCUUCUCAAAAGAGCAGUUUUUAAAGCCUAAAAUUUCUUGUUAGACAAAACCUUAAUUAUAAUAGCAAAUUUUUCUGAUUUACUUUGUUCACACUGAAAUGAAUUAAAAUAGCCAUUACACAUAUGUAUUUGGAGUUACAUGGCAAAUUACAGUCUUCACAACAUAGGCACAGCAUUUUUGCCAUGGAAUAUCUGAAAGUUAACUUGGACUCAUACAGUUAAUCCAAUCAAGUGAAAUAUAAAUGAAAACAGGAGAAAUAUGGAAAAAAAGUGAGUAAAAACUGAAGAAAUAUUUUAUAUUAAUUAUGUAGUAUGUUAAGUAUUUAGAUAAGAUUAAUAGUUACUUGAACAAUUAUUGAUCUGAUAGUAUCUUCCUUAAAAUGCCAUCUUCAGGGUAAGUAUGAGAAUUAAUAAAAAAAUAUAAAACAAGCCACAGAUUAAUUUUAAUUAAGCCACAGUUGCAAUUGCUACUUGUUAGGUGUACCUAAACUAGGUUUAAGUCAAACAGCUUUGGUACUGCUGGUUGAGCCACCUUCAUACACAAGUUUUGUGGCUGGCUCCUCCCUGUCAGUGUCACAGGAGCAAGUUGUACCUGACCCAAUUUCUUGUUAACCAUCUCCACUGCAACAGUGUGAAAAUAAUGGAUGGAGUUUUGGGUCUCCUGGAACUCUGCACCAAAGCAACUUCUGUUUUAUUUCUGUUUGUUUUAUAGAAGCAAGAGUUUAGUCCUGGAAGGCUAAUCCUGGACACGAAAAAGUUAAAGAAGAUAAUCAAAACACUAAAACUCCUAUGGGAUAAGUCACUUCAGAGAAAAGGGACAUCAGGGUAACAUAGACAGGGUGAGGGGUUUUCAGACAGCAGUGUAUUUGCAGCUAGCAUAGCAGUGAUACAAGGGUGAAGCCUACCUUUUGCAUAGAGAACGAGAAUGUGAGUGAGAAGACAGUCCAUUAGUUCUUUUAGACCACAGGACUUUCUCCAAGUACCUGCAUGAAGGAGAGAGUUGAUUGUUACUGAUUUUAAACAGGAUUUUGAUCACAACACAUGUGACAUUUUCCUCUAAGCCUUUUACUGGCUCCCUGCAUAGUGACUAGGGUAAACUUCAGCUGGAGAAUUAAAGGUAGAUUCCAUUGUGUGACUGAGAAACAAAGAAUGGACAAGUAUGUACCUAAAAUGCUUUUCAUUUUUGUUUUGCUGUGGAUGGAGAAGGGGAAAAGGUUUUGAAAAGCACCACUAGAUGAGUUCACAGGCACUGGCAAAAGCCAUCCCUUUGCCUGAUCUUGUUGUGGGCAAAAACUGCUCUAAGCCAUUGUUAAGACCAUGUACUUACUCAAAAAGUACAGAAAUCAUUGCACCAGGAAAAGUCACAAAACAAUCAAGUACUACCAGCUUGAUGUUUCUGAAUUAGGGAUCCUGUCUUGCAAUUCAUUUAAUAUAGCCAACAGGAUGUCAUGGAGCCCGACUCUUUGCAGGAGAAAGCCUUUAAAAGAGGAGGAAAAAAAAAAUACCCUGAGAUACAGGGCUACCUAAUUCCAGAGUACUUAAAACUUUUUUUUUUUUUUUAAUUAAUAAAAGUAUGGUACUGGCCCUUGAAAGAGGGACAGCAGCUGGGUUGCCAUUGUUAACAUGUUAAUAUUUCCUGUUGCAAUUUACAUUGCUUUAUCAUUGCCCAUAAUAUAUAUUUUAAGCAUGUGAGUGUGUGUGUAUGUAUCCUCCCUGGAUCAAUUUAAGCAAGCUAAAUUAGUUUUUUAUGGAACAUUCUCACAUUGUACAUAGUUUUAGGGUUUUUUUCCAGUAGCCCUUCUUUUUGCUGUGUAUACAAAAGUCUCAUCUAGAGAACUUUCUAAAAUAAAGUGUGAAUAUUUUUAUUACUCCUUUGUACAGUAUUCUAAGAGAAACUAAUAAAGUAAGUAUUCAUGUAAAAAUUG